AGUGAGAUCGUGAAAAUUAUAAAGUGAGGAAGUGAAAGAAAUUUUUCCGAGGGUUUCGCAAUCUUUUUGCGUAAACAUUUGCUGAUUUUUAAAUUUCUAGUCAUUUUUGAUCUCAGUUUAAGCUGAGAAGAAAAAAAUAAUUUCACAGCAAAAAAUUUAAAUUUCACAUCCAGAUGUCGCUCGUUGAUCUCAUUAUAAGCUGUUCGUUUAUCGUACUAUGCUGCAUUCUCGCACAGACAGCACGUAAAAUUCUCGAUCGAGUUUCAUCAAUUCAUGGAUUGGCUAAAGAAUUGUUUCUUGAGGCUAUUGCAGCUGCUGAGCUGUGUUCGACGUGUUUUGAGUUGAUUAUUGUCGCUGACAACUUUGGUGUCGCAACAUACGCCAUUGUCCUGUUCCUCCUCACCGUAUGGUGGUCACAAGUAUGGGGUAAUGCCUCAGCAUGUCCAUAUACUCACAUGGAGGAGAUGAUUGAAGGAAAUGUGACACCACGUGAUGUCGCUCUUAAAACAUGGGCACAAUUAAUGGGAGGCUGCUGUGUAUGGAGAUUUGUACAAUUUUUUUGGUGGCUUGAAUUAGCACAAACACACCGUGGACGUGCAUUUGAGGACUGUUCUGCUGACUUGCAAGUAUCCCCAUUGGCUGGUGCAUUUAUUGAAGGCAUUGCGACACUUUUAUGUCGCUUAGCAUCAAAAACAUUAAGCGAAAAAGGACCAAAAUAUGCAAACAUUUUAGAUAGUUUUGUUGGAACAAGUCUAGUCGUUGCCGCCUUCAAUUAUUCUGGUGGAUAUUUUAAUCCCGUCCUUAGUACCAGCUUGAAAUGGGGCUGCGCAGGUCAUACAGAAAUUGAACAUGUCAUUGUUUAUUGGAUCGGUGCAUGUGGCGGUGCUUUGUUAUCUGUUCCAUUGUUUAAGCAUCCUAUUGUUAGAAAUCUUUUGCUCGGCACCGAUUACGAGAAAGUUAAAGAUGAAUAGAGACAUUUUUAUGGAUCUGAUGAUCAUUUUGUUAACUUUCAACUUCGGUCGACAUCAUUUUUGUUAAUCCAUCCAUCCCAUUGACAUUACAGCAUAUGUGACAAAUUUAUUAAUUUUUUAUCAUUAAUCACUUUUUUGGAGGGGAUUUUUUUUUGUCAGAUGAGG
This is a messenger RNA of Chironomus riparius, 1136 nucleotides long. NCBI's taxonomy places the organism in Eukaryota, Metazoa, Arthropoda, Insecta, Diptera, Chironomidae. The record is from the annotation of a GenBank genome assembly.